This is a messenger RNA of Micropterus dolomieu (smallmouth bass), 2798 nucleotides long. Its product is annotated as zinc finger protein 391. Gene Ontology annotation, biological process: regulation of transcription by RNA polymerase II. The record is from RefSeq and is a predicted model, not a curated record. Gene Ontology annotation, molecular function: DNA-binding transcription factor activity, RNA polymerase II-specific; RNA polymerase II cis-regulatory region sequence-specific DNA binding. Lineage: Eukaryota; Metazoa; Chordata; Actinopteri; Centrarchiformes; Centrarchidae. The coding region runs from base 150 to 1271 and encodes 373 amino acids. The transcript has 4 exons.
AAUCUAUGAGAGGAAGAAGAAGAAGGAGUCGCCCCUUUCGUGUUCCCACAAUCCUUUGCGGCACAGCGAUACCACAUAUUUGAUUAAGGAGAAACGUCGCUACGCUGGGAAUCUUGCCAACAGUUCGCAAUAUUAGCCUCCCCGUCAAGAUGAUGUGCGACACCGCAAGCAGAAGUUUUCGGUCGCAGUUAGCCGCUAUCCUGGACAAGCUUACGAAGGCGGCUUUGGUUGAAAUAGGCAGCCUAGCUGAUGAAUGCUCAUCCGUCCUUCACACCGAGAUAUCCCUGCACAAGACGGAGAAUGAGGUGUUGAAGAAGAGGUGUUACUCACUGGAGGUCCAGCUGAGAGCAGCGAGGGAGGCACAGUCCUACUCUGCACAUGUCAACAAUGUCAGCCGCCGGCACCUUGCAGAACAGCACCAGCUUGCUCCAGCCAUCGACGGGGUUUUUGGAAAGGACUGGUGCAUGGAUCUGUGGAGAGAAGAUAAAAUCCCCCCUCAAAGAAAAGAGACAGUGGAGCCGGCUGCUAUGACAAGCAUGGGAACACCGGCAAUAGAUUUAAUGGAGAGAGACCCUGAUCUCAUCUUUGUAAAGGAGGAGGCAUAUGAUGAUCAUCCCAUUGGCCUGCAGAUGAGGCUCCCCGAUAACAGAAAAGUUACUGGAAUUUUUGAGGAGGACAGCAUGCUUCAUAGAUCUGUUGAUGAUCUGCAGCUUCACUCAGGGGAAUUAAGCAACUUCUCCAUGACGGCUGACGGUCAAACACAACAACGCACACCACAGCCUACAAUUAUGGACAAGUUAAUAGAUGAUGCAACAAUGAGCACUCUAGUUGACAACACAAAUCCUCCAUCAGCCACUGCUGAAUACUCUGACUAUACGAACAAUAUCCACAUGAACACAACCAAAGAACUCACCCUUCAGCAAAAACCUGUGAAGCCACUAAAACAGUUUCAGUGCUUAUUCUGUGGGAAAACAUUCAACUAUUUGAGCAGUUUAAAAGUCCACAUCAGGCGACACUCCGGUGAGAAGCCCUUCAGCUGCUCAGUUUGCGGGAAGCGGUUUGCACAGAAAACAUACCUGAAACUGCACCAGCGCGUGCACUCGGGGGAGAAGCCUUACAGCUGUCCAGACUGCGGCAAAAGCUUUUCCCAGAAAAGCUCUUUGAACAUACAUCUUCGAACACACACCGGGGAAAAGCCUUAUAGCUGUGUGGAUUGUGGGAAAUGUUACGCAUACAAGUAUGGUUUGAAUCACCACCAGUGUUUCAAUUGACUGGUCAAACCACAUGGUUAUUGGUUAGAAGUCUAACUCUGAUCAGAACUGUCACUUCUUCUACUAAAGUGCUCUCUUUGUUGCUCAAAGUGGCUCAACGUGUGCCAAAAUGUCUAUACGAAACUAAAACGUGGAUGAAAAAUGUAGAUUUGAACUAUUCCAGCCUAGAUAAAAGAAAAGCUAAUUUUAUAGCCUACGUGGUUAACAGCUCGGCUGUAAAGUCUUAGCUCAUUUGAUGUGUUUUUAGCUUUAUUGCUAAGAGAAAUGUUGCAGCAGCCAAAAAAAGAUUACAAAGAAUAACUGUCCUUUCUGGUGUACCAUUUGAAUUGGUGGGAUUAUGUUUAUUUCAUUGGUUAGGGGGUUUAUUGAAAUGUUUGAUACUCUUAACAAGCCUUUAAAAGGUACAAUGUAUAAUUCCUGGCCACAUGCCCCAAACAAAUUGCAGUGAUACUAUUUCUAAUAGUUCUUGUGGAUGGCCAGAUAGCAACAUUUCAUCAUGUGGAGGAAAAAAUCAGGGGAAUUGAAACUUCAUGAGGACAGAGUGGAGAGGGACAGAGAAGUCAAAAGGGUUGGAAAGCAUGGGAUGCAUAACUUAAACAUUGAUCAGAAUCAUAUCAUUUAUAUUGUGUAUAUAGAUUAUCAGUGUGAUUCUUGCCAUAUUAGCUUGAGAUUGAAUGUAUUAAACUAAAAUUCUGGCCAUAUCUUACACAUUGUACCUUUUUUUUAAGGUCAAUUUCACAUCAUAAUAUAGAUCAGGUGACACACAUUUGCUGCUUAACAUUUAAUGUGAGGUGUUCAUCCAAACUAUGACAAAAAAAAUAUUUCAUUCAUUGCAUGAUAUACAUACCUCAGUGACAUUUCAGACCACAAAUAAUGGCAAAAUAAUUACUUUGGACAAGUGCUCCAUUGUUUGCACAUGUAGCAGAAACCUUCAAAACUACCUCUUCACAACAAUACAGAAUUAAAACAACUAGCUCUGUCGGUGCCGAAAUCUUGCGACUGCUGCCAUGCCUCAUUUACCAUUUAACUACACAACGUAUGUAGGCCUCUCUCUUUCAAAGCUCUUCUUUCAAAUUUGUUUCAGGAAUUGUUCAGGUCUAAUACUGUUCCAAAAUGUAUUUGUAUGGCUGGUUACAGAAGACAAAUUGUGUGCAGACAAGCCAAACUGUUUUUUUCCUAAGUGUUUACAGGUUGUUUUAAAGAAAAUCAUUUGUUAUUCUAUACUUAACUGUCAUCACACCUCAACAGAGAAAUUAUCUGUAUUAAGCACCUGUUUUGCCUGUAAUGAUUCCCCUGAAUGGCUCACACAGAGAAUUGUCCCUUCUCAAGACCGAAAUCUUGUGGUAUUGGAUCCCCCCCCCCGUUCACUCACACCUGCAUGCUUUUUACAAAACCCCAUCAGAUGUGUGAUAAAACAGAUUCCUCAAGUUCAAGGCAACUUGACUUUAGAUUAGACAAAAUGUAACUGAUACAAUUGAAGGAGGGUUCUAUCAAAUGUAUUAAAUAAAAUUUUAUUCAACAAGUGAA